AUGGCAACAGCCCCAAUAGCGAUUGAGCACUGUCUGAAGAGAACACAGCCAAAUGGGCCAGACUGCUCAUUGUCUGGGGGAAGGUUGUGUGUUUGCAUCUGCUGUCAAGAGAUCGCAAGCCCACAAACUCCAUCACGUUUUCUUGCGAGGACAGUAGGGGCCCUUGGGUUGGUUGCUGUUUGGUGUAUGGCUAGUCCCUCUUGGGUUGAUGUGCAGGUUGGUGUUGGUGAUGACCUGGCCCAAAGUUAUGAUGGAGUGUUUCCUUGCCACAACAUCAGUGUCUCGGAUACUGCGCCCGCUGAUCUGUGGCAUUUCAAUGAAUGUUUUGAGUUCAUGGAUGCCUCACAAAAGUGUGGGGGUGUGCACCACUAUGCUGCUCAGUUUGUUGCGUGCUUGCGGUUGUCUGUGUUUUGCUCACAACCACCCCUAUGCAGGAUAACGUCAACCUGA
This is a messenger RNA of Ostreobium quekettii, 450 nucleotides long. The record is from the annotation of a GenBank genome assembly. NCBI's taxonomy places the organism in Eukaryota, Viridiplantae, Chlorophyta, Ulvophyceae, Bryopsidales, Ostreobiaceae.